This is a messenger RNA of Entelurus aequoreus (snake pipefish), 953 nucleotides long. RefSeq names its product LITAF domain-containing protein-like. Gene Ontology annotation, molecular function: zinc ion binding. The record is from RefSeq and is a predicted model, not a curated record. NCBI's taxonomy places the organism in Eukaryota, Metazoa, Chordata, Actinopteri, Syngnathiformes, Syngnathidae. The transcript is spliced from 7 exons. The coding region runs from base 261 to 659 and encodes 132 amino acids.
UUCUUUUUCUGUCUCAUAUUGUCCACCAAACUUUUAAUGUUGUGCGUGAAUGCACAAAGUUGCCUGAAUUUCUGUAUGAUGGAAUCUUCUGUCCCCCAGACUCAAUGGCGAGUGGUCGUGCAGAACCUAUGACCCCGUAACGUCACUGGUCAGUCACGGCCUGACUGUCAUGAGGCCUUUAGUCAUGUGCUGCGAAUUACUGGAAUGUUUCUGCAAAUCCAAUAAAGAAGAAGACAGUGACAACCUAAAGCCUUCUCAAGAUGGAAAAAGGGAACCUAGGAUUUGAGACAGCACCACCCUACCCCGGCCCACCCAUGAGCUAUGGUGCAGCGCCCCAGCCUGGGUUGUACCCGUCCCCUAAUGCGGGACCCCCGAAUGUCGCUUACCUAGGAGGUCCAACUUCCACAGUGACUCACGUGGUGGUAGUGCCAUCGCUGCAAGAUUGCCCAGGACAAGCGCAGUGUCCCCACUGCCAGCAGACGGUGGUCACCCAGGUAGAACACAAAGCAGGCCUGAUGACCUGGGGCAUCUGUGGAGGCCUCGCCCUCUUCGGGUGUUUUCUCUGCUGCUGUAUACCAUUCUGUGUGGACUCCUGCAAGGAUGUGGAGCACCACUGUCCAAACUGCCAUAACACCAUCCAUGUUUACAAGCGAUGCUGAUCGCACAGUUUGAAGCAGUGACUUUUUCACCGCACUCAAAUGUUACCAAUGCUGAGAUGUUCUGUGAAGUGUGGCUGUGGCAUGGCAGAUCGUAUGAAUGCAUUAUAAAUCAGCCAGUGGUCGUCAUGAUUUAGUGCUAAAAUGCAAACCAAUUGGCAUGUUUUUCUUUGUAUCGUCCCUUAAGAUUCUAGCAACGUUAAAUGCAAAAUCAAGACUAAUGCUAAGCUUGCUUGCAAAUAUUUUUCCACAUGUAUUCAACUGUGUGUUGCAGAAAUACAAUUAAAAAAAAGAACU